Molecule: messenger RNA, 1345 nt
Organism: Corticium candelabrum
Lineage: Eukaryota; Metazoa; Porifera; Homoscleromorpha; Homosclerophorida; Plakinidae
Product: sorting nexin-6-like
Exons: 17
Coding region: 30-1238 (402 amino acids)
Molecular function (GO): phosphatidylinositol binding
Source: RefSeq, a predicted model, not a curated record
UAGCGUUUAGUGAGUCGCAGAGCCCAACCAUGAUGGAUGGAUCCGACCAUCUUGACAAGUUGGACUUAGCGUCAAAGACGUCGUCCGACGUUGACUUGUCUACCGAUACAACGUUGAUUGUUGACAUUUCGGAUGCGCUGAGUGAGCAGGACAAGGUCAAAUUCACCGUCCACACGAAGACGACUCUUCCGUUUUUCAAGAAGAGCGAGUUCAACGUAGUUCGUUUGCACGAAGAGUUUGUGUGGCUGCACGAUCGCUAUUUGGAGAACGACGACUAUGCUGGCAUCUUGAUUCCUCCCUCGCCUCCACGUCCGAACUUUGACGAAUCCAGAGAGAAACUAGCGAAGCUGGGUCAAGCAGAAGGAACGAUGACGAAAUCGGAAUUUCAAAAGAUGAAAGUUGAGUUGGAAGCGGAGUACUUGGCUACGUUUAAGAAGACGGUCGCUAUGCAUGAGGUUUUUCUGUCUCGUCUGGCUUCUCACAGCACACUUAGGGCCGAUCCCAGCUUUAAAGUUUUCUUGGAGUAUGAGAAAGAGCUGAGUGUGAGAGGUAAGAACAAGAAAGAAAAGCUUGGUAGUCUGUGGAAAGAUCUCACUAAGAGUGUUGAUGAGGCUCUUAUUGGUGGACACAAGGACAGUGAUGAGUUUUUCGAGCAUGAGAGAGUUUUCUUGGUUGAAUAUAACAAAAGGGUUAAAGAAGCUGCUGUUAGAUGUGACAGAAUGGCAAAAUCUCAUAAGGUUGUUGCUAAUUGUCAUAUUGCAAUUUCAACACAUUUUGGUACCCUUGGCACCAGUGACACUCAGGGAUUAAGCAGGUUUAUGAACAAGCUGGCAGAAGUCUUUGACAGGAUUCGGAAAGUUGAAGGUCGUGUGUCAUCAGAUGAAGACCUGAAACUGGGUGAUUUACUUCGAUACUAUGAUAAUGACACAAAAGCUGCCAAAGAUCUUUUAUACAGACGAAUGCGCAGUUUAGUGAAUUUUGAAAAUUCCAACAAAGCUUUAGAGAAAGCUCGAACCAAAUCCAAGGAUGUUGAAGCGGCACAGAAGAACCAACAGAUAGCCAAAGAGAAGUUUGAUACUCUGUCUGAUAUUGGAAAGGAAGAACUCCAGGAAUUUAGAACCAGACGGUUGGCUGCUUUCAAGAAAGGCUUGGUUGAAUUGACUGAAUUGGAACUGAAGCAUGCGAAGGCACAACUGAAGCUCAUGACCGAAUUCCUAACAGCGUUCGGCAAGGACUGAUGACAGAGACAGCUUGGCGCUUAUUUGUUGCUUGAAUGGACUGUGUUAUGGGCUGUUGCGUCGUAUCUCUUAUCGUUUUGGUUAAUUUCAUACAUACUUACAUCGGA